This is a messenger RNA of Penicillium cinerascens, 1749 nucleotides long. Its product is annotated as putative general amino acid permease (Agp2). The transcript has 6 exons. The coding region runs from base 1 to 1749 and encodes 582 amino acids. The record is from RefSeq and is a predicted model, not a curated record. NCBI's taxonomy places the organism in Eukaryota, Fungi, Ascomycota, Eurotiomycetes, Eurotiales, Aspergillaceae. Gene Ontology annotation, molecular function: amino acid transmembrane transporter activity. Gene Ontology annotation, biological process: amino acid transmembrane transport. Gene Ontology annotation, cellular component: membrane.
AUGGCAUAUCCAGGUCCUAACCUGGAUUCUAUCUCGCAUUCACCACCGGAUGCUGCCAUUCAAUGCACCGAGUCUACCCGCAGCCUGGCUGACACUGAGUCGAAGACAAAGAAGCUUUACAAUGUUGUCGAAACCACUGAAAAGAACCCACGACAGAGUCGUGAUGACUCGAUUGGUGGAGGGUGUAUGGAGCCAACUUACGACCACACCCACCGCAGGCUGAAACCCCGCCAUAUUCAACUAAUCGGCAUUGGUGGUACGAUUGGUACGGCGCUUUAUGUCCAGAUCGGCUCCGGUCUACGCACCAGUGGCCCUGCGAGUCUGUUUCUCGGGUUCAGUAUCUGGUGUGCGGUGAUCUUGAUUAUAACCGUUUGCCUCGCAGAGAUGGUUACUUAUCUUCCCAUUUCCUCCCCGUUCAUUCGAUUUGCCGGCCGCUAUGUUGAUGAAGCACUCGGCGUGGCCGCCGGAUACAACUUUUUCAUCUUCGAGGCUGCUCUCGUGCCCUUUGAGAUUGUUGCGGUCAGCUUGAUCAUCAAAUACUGGACUAGUGUGAUACCAGUAGCCGCAAUGAACGUCAUUGUUCUUGUUCUCUAUGCUGUACUCAACGUCUUCGCUGUAAAGUGGUACGGAGAAGCUGAGUUUUGGCUAUCCCUUGGCAAGGUCCUUCUCAGCACCGGUCUCAUAUUUUACACCUUUAUCGUGAUGCUGGGUGGGAAUCCACUCGGCGACCGUUUUGGUUUCAGAUACUGGAACGAACCAGGUGCAUUCGCGGAAUACUACAAGACUGGAGAUACGGGCAAGUUCCUUGCCUUCUUGUCUGCGCUUAUCACGGCCAGUUUUACGAUUGCGGGCCCUGAUUAUGUGUCUAUGGCUGCUGGCGAGACAAUCAACCCCCGCGUCGUAUUACCCAAGGCCUUCAAUGGCGUCUUCUAUCGUCUCACGGCCUUUUUCGUUCUCGGCGUCCUCUGUGUGGGGAUUUUGGUCCCGUACAAUGACAAGACCAUGGCUGCGGCUUUUGACAACGACAAGCCCGGCGCUGCGGCUUCGCCCUAUGUCAUAUCCAUGGACCGGCUGCAUAUCCCCAUCCUACCUCAUAUUGUCAAUGCUGUUGUUCUGACGGCUUCUUUCAGUGCAGGUAAUAGCUAUGUCUACUGUGCCAGCCGUAGCUUGUACGGUCUUGCGUUAGAAAGAAAAGCACCCCGGUUUCUGACCAAGUGUACCGCGCAAGGCGUGCCCAUUUACUGUGUUGGUGUUGUCCUCCUGAUUGCCCUGCUCAGCUUCUUGCAGGUGUCAAAUGGUGCUUCGGUUGUACUCAGUUGGUUUGUCAAUCUUGUUACUGCCUCCCAGCUAAUCAACUUCUCCGUCGUGACCUUUACAUAUAUCCGCUUCAAGAAAGCGCUCGAUGUGCAAGGGAUCUCCCGCGACACUUUACCAUACAAGAGUUGGUUCCAACCUUACAUUGCUUACGUCGCCUGUGCCUCCACGACGGUCAUGGCUUUUGUCGGUGGCUACACGGUUUUCUUACCUGGCAAAUGGUCCAUUCCUACUUUCCUCUUCUCCUACACCAUGAUCGGUGUCUUUCCCGUUCUCUAUUUUGGAUGGAAGUUCUCCCACAGAACGAAAUUCUUGAAACCCGACGAGGUUGAUCUUGUCAGCGGCCUGGCGGAAAUUGACGAGUAUGAGAGGGAGUAUGUGCCCUCGCCUCCCAAGAGCACUCUUCACAAGUACGUCAACAAACUUUUCGACUGA